Molecule: messenger RNA, 1659 nt
Organism: Parathielavia appendiculata
Lineage: Eukaryota; Fungi; Ascomycota; Sordariomycetes; Sordariales; Chaetomiaceae
Product: WD40 repeat-like protein
Exons: 2
Coding region: 1-1659 (552 amino acids)
Biological process (GO): mRNA splicing, via spliceosome
Cellular component (GO): catalytic step 2 spliceosome
Molecular function (GO): protein binding; mRNA binding
Source: RefSeq, a predicted model, not a curated record
AUGUCCGACGCUUUCAGCGACUAUCCUCCAAACCUCCCCGUCCAAGACGCCCUCAUCGUCCGCCAAGUCCAACCCGCCGACCACGCCGUCGUCCCCUACACAGGCGACGACCUCGCCCGCCCGCGCCUCGGGCCCGCUAACCCUUUUCGCGAUGACUCAGCAACAGCCUUGUCGUCGACGACCUCCUCGUCGCUCAAACGCAAAAAUGUCCUGACGGGCCUCGCCGAAGAGACUUUUAUCUCGGAACACACAUUUCGCGCUAAGCACCGCGCCGUCGAGCGCGCGGGCGCCGGCGGGCCGCAGAGGGAGGGGAUGAGUAAUCGCGAGCAAAAGGAGUUGCACAAGCGGCUGCGCGCCGAGAGGGAGGCCAAGGGGGAUGCGACGAUCGCGGACGGAGAUGGGGCGUACGUUGGGCCGUGGGCGAGGUAUAAACGGGAGCGGUACGAGGUUGUUGAGGUGGGUGAGGGGGAGGAGGAGGCGGAGUUGGGGAGUGAUGAAGAGUAUGAGGUUGUGGAGGAAGAGGAGGGGGAGGAAGAGGUCGUACCGAGCGGGACGGUCGUGCAGGCGCCUGCGCCAUCGCUUGCCAGGCGGAAGGAGGUCGAGGAGCUGGGCGAGGAGACGACGACCUUUCACGGGGAGAGCCAGUAUGAUUAUCUGGGGAGGACGUAUAUGCAUGUCCCGAGGGACUUGGAUAUUUCGUUGACGAAGGAGGUUGGGAGCAUUGCGAACUUCAUCCCGAAGAAAGUCCUCCGUACCUGGCGGUAUCACGACAAACCGAUUACGUCGCUGCGGCUGUUUCCGCAGUCGAGUCAUUUGGGGCUGUCGGGUUCGGCGGAUGGCUUGGUCAAGAUAUGGGAUGUCUAUCGACAGCGGGAGUUGCUGCGCACGUUUGCUGGGCACAACAAGGCGAUUACCGACUUGUCGUUCAACAAUGACGGGACAAAGUUCCUGUCUGGCGGGUUCGACAGGAAGAUUAGGCUGUGGGAUACCGAGACGGGCCAGUGCGUCAACCGGUUCAACUGUGGCAAGACGCCGCAUGUUAUCAAGUUCAACCCUUCGGCGGAGAACGGGCACGAGUUCUUGGCAGGUCUGUCGGACAACAGAAUCCUGCAGUACGACAGCCGCGCGGGCAACGAGACGGUGCAGGAGUACGACCACCACCUGGGCGCCAUCAACACGAUCGAGUUCAUCGACGAGAACCGCCGGUUCAUGUCGACGUCAGAUGACCGCUCCCUUAGGGUAUGGGAGUAUGGCAUCCCGGUCGAGAUCAAGACCAUCAGCGAACCAGAUAUGUUUGCCCUCACAAUGUCCGCCCAGCAUCCCAGCGGCAAGUACGUCCUCUACCAAUGCAGUGACAACUCCAUCGUGGCCUACUCGUCUGGCUCCGACAAGUUCCGCCAGCAUCGCAAAAAGGCUUGGCGUGGCCACAACACGGCCGGCAGCGCCAUCGGGCUUACAUGCAGCCCUGACGGGCAGUUCAUUGCCUCGGGCGACACGGGCGGAAGCGUCUGCUUCUGGGACUUUAAAACGUGCAAGCUGUACAGCAAGCUCACGGCCGAUAGCGCCGGGGGGAUCGUCAACUGCGUCGCGUGGUCGGAGCAGGAGACGAGCAAGGUGUUCACGGCUGGGGCCAAGGGCGAGAUCAAGAUGUGGGAUUAA